AUGUCUGAUUAUAAAUUUGUGGUGAAUCAGGUGAAAUUUGACUACCCAUCAGAGUAUAUAACUUGGGUUAGUGGUCGCCUGAAUUACUACGGCAACAAUCUACGUUCAAUCACAUUCGGAACAAAUCGGAGAGAAUAUGGCCCGUUUGGUAAAUUUGAAAACUACGACACGAUUUUUGAUCUCCGGCUAGGCGACGACCGCCAAUUUGGUGGAUUUCAUGGCACUGCUGAUGAAAAAAGUGUACGGUCCAUUGGUGUUUAUUGUAAUCCAAUCAAGACUUUAGGUAAUUUGGUCAACGAAAAUAUUGCGAAGCUGGAAGAUGAUGUUGUGUUGGUUUAA
Striga hermonthica is the source of this 339-nucleotide messenger RNA. NCBI's taxonomy places the organism in Eukaryota, Viridiplantae, Streptophyta, Magnoliopsida, Lamiales, Orobanchaceae. The record is from the annotation of a GenBank genome assembly.